Symbiodinium pilosum is the source of this 1526-nucleotide messenger RNA. The record is from the annotation of a GenBank genome assembly. Lineage: Eukaryota; Dinophyceae; Suessiales; Symbiodiniaceae.
AUGCGCCUAUCUGGGGCAUUUCUCUGCGCUUUCGCUGCAGCGAAUCUUGGGUCCUCCGAGCAUGAAUUCAACCGUCCGGACCUCUCAAAGAAGGAGCAAGACCAGCUCUCAUGUCUUCAGCUAGCUAGCCGAAGCGCUUCGGCAGAGGCAGACGUGGUGCAUGCUGCCCAGAAUCAGUCGGACGGCCAGUGGGUCUUCUGCGCUGCCCAAAAUCACGAAUGCACCUGUAGCGGUGCCGUGCGUUGGGGCAACUCAGGGCGUUGGAAGGUGCUUCCUGCGCCUUCCGAAGGUGCACAAACCGUUCGCUGCAGCUUAGACGAGUUGGGAGACCUAGAUCCCGGGCGACAACCUCACUGCGAGUGCUUCAUGACGCAAAAGGGGAUGGACUGGAGGAGUAUCAACCCCAUGCUCUUGACUGCCGAGGCCGCUGAUGCUGCUGGUGCGAAGGUGGUUGCCAGCUGCGAGAUGUUCCUGAAGGCUCAAGCAGAGCCGUGGGAGAGAGCUCAACGGAUGGCAAUGAGAGCUUUUUGCUCACCGGACUGGGACAAGUUGAAGGGAAGUGACUACAAGGCUGGACCCGAGGCUAUGGACCUGGAAAAGAUGCGCUCGCUCAUGGAAGCUCGGCUGGAUCCCCGCUUCGUGGACACUUACCUACAGUUUGCUGACUCGGAGGGCUGGAUAGCAAGGGCAUUCGUGAACUACUUCGCCUCCAGCCCUCACGGCGCAGUUGCCAACGAGACGAUUCAGCUCAUUCGCUCCAUUCACCUCUUCUCGAAGAAUCCGGUCGUCGCUGUGAACUUCGGGAUGGCGAUUCCCCUUGGACUGGAUCCGCAGCAGUUCCCGCGCUUGGUGCUCCUGCAUGCACGUCCUCUGCAAAGCGAGGGAAGGAGCUUUAACUUCAACAAGUUCCGGGGCUUCCUGCUGUCCAAGGUGAAGACCGGCGUGGGACUGGACUCCGACCAGUACGUUGCUCCCAUGGUGGACAACCUCUUCGAGAUGACGGAGCGGGAGAUCGAUGAGCAUUACCCCUUGCCCAUCAUGCCAGUACACUACCUGGACUGGAGCCCUGCGUGGAGCAAAGCCAGUUUCUGGUCGCGCGUGUGUCCUGUUAAGCAGCCCUGCACGUUCCAGACCAUGCGCUGGGGACAUGCUCACCCCACGUGGACGUACCACGCCCUCCCCUUCUUCGGCCGAUGGCUUCGGAAGAACUUCCGCGACGAGACGCUUCCGGAAGUCGAGGGGGUGGUUCCUGCCUUGAGGAUCCUUGAAGUACGCGAGGAUGAGGAUCUGAUGAACAUAGGUUUGUGGGAGGAGAGAGCGACCAAGCAGUGGUGCAAAUGGGACCUUCAGGAUCCAAAAGAGUUCGAGGCAUUCUACAAGUGGCAGAAGGGGCCCCAAGUGGAGUCAAAAAAUGUUAGGCCGGACCAGCGCUUCUACAAGCGCGGGGCCGUGAAGCUUUUCUACAGUGCCCACCAUGCAGUGCAUCCGAGCGAAUCGGAGCAGCACAUCACGCGCAUGCAUGACCA